Messenger RNA from Merops nubicus (carmine bee-eater), 2061 nucleotides. Its product is annotated as structure-specific endonuclease subunit SLX4-like. The transcript is spliced from 9 exons. The record is from RefSeq and is a predicted model, not a curated record. Gene Ontology annotation, cellular component: Slx1-Slx4 complex. NCBI's taxonomy places the organism in Eukaryota, Metazoa, Chordata, Aves, Coraciiformes, Meropidae. Gene Ontology annotation, biological process: meiotic DNA double-strand break processing; interstrand cross-link repair; resolution of meiotic recombination intermediates. The annotation marks the transcript as partial. Gene Ontology annotation, molecular function: enzyme binding; DNA binding.
AUGGAUGAGCAGGACAGUGAUUUUAAAGAGCUGUGGGCCAGUCUUUUGGGUAGAGCAAAGAAGAAAGCUGAGGAUGCUGAGGCAGCAAAGAGGGCUCAGAACAGGACAAAAAGCACUGCAGCAAGAAGCAAACUAAGAAAAGGCAAAGCUGCUGCUAAGAGCCAAAAGCAUCAUCCCUUACCAGCAGUGAAGGAAACAAACUUGUCUCAAGAUUUGGGUCCAAGGGAGCAAACGCUGGUGCACAGAGAAGAUGGUGAUGCUGAGGCCUGUGGUAGUGGUGAGACUGCCCAGGGGGAUGGAAGGAGGAGCCCUUUCCCUGCCAGCCAGCUGAGUGCAGCAGCCAGUGAGUGUAGCCAGAGGACUCUGACAGUAAGCACCCUGAGUGGCUCCUCCCAGACCACGUUAUCCUUCCCUCCUGCUCCACAGCCGGGCACCUGCUCGUCCCCCAGCCCCACGGGGCCGCCGCUGGCGGGCUCGAAGGUGAGGGUGGCAGAGCUGGUGGUGGAGAGAAUGCAGCAGUUCAAGAGAGUGGCACCCGAGCAGCUCAAGCUCAGCACAGGUGAUGAUUUGCCAAGCUCUGCAGCCAGCAGGGAUUUUCCUGAUGCAAGCCAGGAGCAGAACCCACCAGAGAAGGAUACCCACCACUUUCCAUCCAUGGAGCAUGACGGUGCCCUGGCUUUGGCUCUUCAGGAGGAAACCAAAGAGGAAGCCCUGGAGGAUGCAGGCCUGUUCUUCUGUCAGAUCUGCCAGAAGGAUCUCUCAGCCAUGAACACAACGCGCCGAGAGCAGCACGUGAACAGGUGCCUGGAUGAGCUGGAAGAAGCACAGAUGCCAUGCAGCAAGCCAGCAGUGCCUGAGUGCCCCAUCUGUGGGAGGCAGCUCCAGACCCCCCAGAGCCGGCUCAGCCACCUGAAGCGCUGCGCCGUGGAGAUGGAGGUGCCUCCCAGGCUGCUGCUGCAGGCCGUGCAGCUGCAGGUCUCCACGCUUGCUGAUGCACCUCUCCAGUGCCCCAGCAACCCACCAAGCAGGCCAAAGCGAAAAGGCUCCUCCAGAGAAGACUCAAGGAAAAUGCAGAAGAGGGCCAAAAUGGAGACUAAGGAUGAAGAUUUGCUGGUUGCUAUGGCAAUGUCACGCUCCCUCUUGGAGCAAGAGAAGCAGGAAGAAGCAAAAUCAGUUACAAAUGUGAAACCAGUGGCUGCUUUGCCAAUCAAAUGGAAGCCAGGGUCAGAGAAGAAGCAGCGCAGGAGGGCUCCAGCUGCACCCCCCCCCCUGCUGCUGCAGGACCCCGAGAAGCUCCGCAGGAGGAUCCAGGAGCGAGUGGCUAUGCUGCUUCCAGAAGAGGUGGACUUCCCCCCCACCCCUCAGCUCCCCACGAGCAGGAUUUUGGAGAAUGAAUCUGAGAAAGCAGCCUGGCUCUUGCCCUUGCCCAAAGGCAGGGAGUGCUUUUUGUGGAAGAUCAGUGCUCUGACAGGACCCUGUGACCCUGACUCGUUCUAUGCUGCUGCACUCACCCCUCCCAUCCUACCCUGGAAGCCUCUGCAGAGUAAUAAGCCAGAAAACCUUCAGCCGUCGGUGGGAUCUGAUCAGCCAAAGGUAUCCCAGCAAAUUCACCUUGACCUUAGUCCUCAUGAGCCAAAUCACACAGAGGCUGGAGGCCAAACUUCCAACGAGUCCAAGUCAGGCCCUGAAGGAGAUGAGCAGUUUUUAUCUCACAGCCAGAAGGAUGCUCAGACCCUGCAGGACCUAGUUGAGUUGGCCAAGGAAGGACUUACCCUUACUCAGUGGAACCUUGAUGCUGACCACGUUCAGGCAGCAGAGAGGCCAGGAGAAGAACUGGCUCCCAGAGAUAUUCCACAUAGUGGCUUUGUGCCUCCAUCCAAAGAGAAGAGCUACCUGACAAGCAGCUGUAAAAGAUCCUCUCUCAGGUUGCUGGCUGAAGAUUUCAGUGCCAUGGUCAACAACCCACACUUAAGUGAUGUCCAGUUCCAGGUGGACUCUGGAGAAGUCUUUUAUGCCCACAUGUUUGUGUUGUAUGCACGGUGUCCACAGGCUCUUCAGGUU